CCCUUGAGUGCUAUUUUUAUGACUUUUGACCUUGAGUGCUAGUUUGGGAACAAAAACUUGAUUUAGUGCUAUUUUUGUCUUUUUCUCUAAUAAUUAUUCCGGCGGAAUUUAAUCGUUAUAAAUAGGGGAAUCGAGGACAAGAAGAAAGCUAACGUGGCAGUUAAGGAAAUAAUGAUGAAGCUAUAACAAAGGCGAGACGUGGGCUAAUUGAAAUUUUAAUUUCGAAAAAAAUUGAGAGGUUCGGCUGAGAAUGCGUCUAUGUAAUUAAGCGGUUGAGAAUAUCAUUGUUGCCGAGUUUCUUUAUCUCUCCCCUAUUUAUCUGAAGGACAAAGUCCCCACGCUGCACAUAACAUAAGAUAACGCAUAGAGAAAACAAAGAAGAAAAGAAGAAGAUGUCGUGGCAAACUUACGUUGAUGAGCAUUUGAUGUGUGAUGUCGGAGACGGCCAGGGUCAUCACCUUACUGCCGCCGCAAUCGUUGGUCAUGACGGUAGCGUUUGGGCUCAGAGCGCUAACUUCCCCCAGUUCAAGGCACAAGAGUUCACUGGUAUUAUGAAAGAUUUCGAUGAACCGGGUCACUUAGCCCCCACAGGGUUAUUUCUAGCAGGAGCCAAGUACAUGGUCAUCCAAGGCGAGCCUGGAGCUGUAAUCCGUGGCAAGAAGGGAGCUGGAGGCAUAACCAUAAAGAAAACAGGACAAUCAUGUGUGUUUGGGAUAUACGAAGAGCCCGUGACACCAGGACAGUGCAAUAUGGUCGUUGAGAGGUUGGGUGAUUACCUCCUCGAACAGGAUCUCUAAGCCCCCAUCUCAUCAAACCUACUACAAUGUUCCACCUUCCACAUUUUUUAUGCAAACUAAUAUAUAUAUGAUUUUAUUUCUGGAUUCUUUCUAAGAAGGUGAAGCCUAAUUUAGAGUCUGAUGGUUUUCCUUUUUCUUUUUACUUGAUUUUAUCAGAUUUAUUUUAUUUUGCUUUUGUUAACCAUGUGAAAUAAUUUGUCUAUCUGUUAUUCUCUCUUGACUUUUGACGAAUUGCAUUUUAUGUCAUUAGUGUUGACAUAUUAAGAAAAUAAUAUAUGGUUUGACAACAACUAAUAUUAAAUAGUUUGCGUGUUUGCACCUUAAUGUGCAGCUCACAAAACUACAAAUAGACGUAGCAUAGAGCUUUUGAAAAUGUUAUAUUUGAUUACAAAACUAUGAAAAACAUAUCAACCAAUGUUAUUAUAUUAACUCUGGUUAACAUCUAUUUUUCUUAUGAAACAUUCGAGAAUCACCAAGAAAAAGCUAGAUAUAUCUUGAGUGAUCAAACUCCUUGUGAUAAAAACUUGUGGUAGCUUCAUUGUUGAUUGAGGGCCUUAUCCUCAUCAUAAAGAAAAUAUUCACAUAUCAUAUUGCAUUUUUCAACAAAGUUAAGGAAAUAAUGCAAAUGAUGUAGCACUCAUUAUUUUGCUAUUCAUUUAUUACUAUCUUAUUAACAAAUUAUACUAUAAGAUGUUAAGUUUUUUUUUUAAUAUUGAUUGGUUAAUAAACAAUAGAUAUAGAACAAUGAAAGAAUAAAAAAUAAAAAAUAGUUUACUUAAAAAUAAACUAAAAUAAGUAAAUAUAAAGGAAAAUAUAAAGAAUUCUGGGAGAAAAUUACAUACUAUUAUUCGUCCAAAAAAUGUCUUUACGGUUGCUUUUACUGAGUGAAGUCAGGACUGGCGGUUAUGUUGCAUCUUUGGAAGGAAAACCCGUGACCUCGGCGUUAUAAUGUUGCUCUGUCCUACAAGCGGUCUACGCGCUUCUAUCUGGCAAUUCUUGAACACUGCUGUUGCAUUUCCGCAAAUAAAAUCGACUGUCUCCGUGAUUUGACAUUCCCUUUAAAAUUGCUGAUACUUGUGUGCAUAAAGAGUAUCCUGAUAUGCAUCAAUGCGGCAACGGUAGAAGACUGCUCUAUCAGAGCUCACUCAUUAUUUAAGGAAAUAAUGCAAAUGAUGUAGCACUCAUUAUUUUGCUUUUCAUUUAUUACUAUCUUAUUAACAAAUAAUACUAUAAGAUGUUAAGUUUUUUUUUUAAUAUUGAUUGGUUAAUAAACAAUAGAUAUAGAAUAAUGAAAAAAAUAAAAAAUAAAAAAUAAAAAAAUAGUUUACUUAAAAAUAAACUAAAAUAAGUAAAUAUAAAGGAAAAUAUGAGCAAAUUCUUGUCGAGAUUAUCGAGCUAAGCAGGAACGUCCUUGUCGACCACCAUCUUCAGUUUGGGGGUUGAUGAUGGAGAACAAUUUCGCCCUCAGAAUCCAUGAAAGAGAGGAGGAGGCGAGAUGGAAAGACUAGGCAAUAACUGUGCAAUUUAUUUGUCAAACUGUUAAGAAUAAUAAAAAAAAUUACUUCACAUGUUUGCAUUAACUUCAUUAGUUAUUUGUACAAUUGCUAAGAAUUUUGGGAAAAAAUUACAUACUAUUAUUCGUCCAAAAAAUGUCUUUAUGGUUGCUUUUACGAAGUGAAGGUUAUGUUGUAUCUUUGGAAGGAAAACUCCGUGACCUCGGUUGCUCUGUCCUACAAACGGUCUAUGCGCCUCUAUCUGGCAAUUCUGGAACACUGCAGUUGCAUGUCCGCAAAUAAAAUCACUGGGACUCCCAGUGAUUUGACAUUUUCUGUAAAAUUGCUGAUACUUAUGUGCAUAAAAAGUAUCCUGAUAUACAUCAAUGUGGCAACGGUAGAAGACUGCUCUAUCAGAUCUCACUCUAAGAGCCACAGCCUGCCCCUUCUUUGGCCCAACCGUGUUCCGUAUGCAAAUUUCUGGAGCAACAAACCCUUCUCCACUAACCUAUAAUUAAAUCAAUAAUAUCAUUAGGUUUCAAAAGUAUAAAGAACUAUAAAAAUAGAAAGAAAUAAAAACAUUUCGAUAUAUAAAAAAAAUGGAUGUUAGAAACAAAAACAUUUCACUUCUAUGUCAUCGUCAAUUUUUAGUCUCGUUUUAUUAGAAGUGAUGUUUUAUUAAUAUCAACUCAUGUCAUCAUCAAUUUUUAGUCUCGUUUUAUUAGAAGUGAUGUUAAUAAAUACAUAUUUGUAUCACUUUCGUUAACUAACGCUAAUGAAAUGAGUUCGUAGCGGUUAAAUAACUGAUGCAUCUACUAUGUUUAUUUUUUUAAUUAAUAAAUUGAGAGGAUAUAUAUCCUUUAGUAAGAUUUUGUAGAUCUAACUGAACUGUAAAAGAAUUUUCUUUUCUUGUGAUGUUGAGAAGAUAAGUGAAUCUAACAACUAAUUUUACAUGUAUAUUUAUAGAUCGUGGCUGAUAUCUCUUUUCGAUACAAAAACGCAUCAUCAUUCUUUUGCUAUCAAUCUACGGCCCUGAAACGGGCCCGGCCCAGUCAUAAAAUAUAAAAAUAAUAACAUAUGCUGUCUAUUCUAUGCCGUUGACAUUUGCGUCAUGGUUCUAGCUUUGAGUUUUGUUGAUCAGUUCAACAGUUAUAAAUAUUUGAACAAAUGCAAAAUACGUAGUUAUAAAGAAAUCUUCUUCUUCUUCUUUUUUUUUUUUUUUUGCAAACAAAACCUUCUUAUAUAGUAUUGGAAAACAAAAAUAAUUAAAAGGUUAAGUUGGCAACAAAAUUAAAAGGUUAUUGUCGGCAAAUCAUUCCCAUCCCACCUGUCUUUAUUUUGUUCUAACAGCUCAUCGAGAUGUGGAAUCUGAUUUUCUUUCUUUUUACAAUGGAAAUAGAAUGUAUUAUUGACAUAUAAACGAAAUUGUUCUGAUAUUCUUUCUUCUCAUACACAACACUAAAUGUCUUAAGAAUCUCAAAUUAUCAAUUGAAUUUUUAAGAGAUUAUUUCUUUGUUUCUAAUAAAAAUAAAAGUGGUCUUGAUAAAAAUCUAUUGACUUAUGGAAAUGAGAAUAUUAAAUUGUAAAGGAUGGACAUAAAUAAUGGAAUAUUAUUGUGUAUGGCAUACAAUACAAGAGCAUAUCCACCCUUUAACCAAUGAUGAUGUCCAUACUUUGACAUAUUCGCUAUGGUUUUAUGAAUUAAAAUCAAGUAUUAUUUAUUUACGUAAAAUUAAUUCAUAAUCAUUCUUUUUCAACAGCAAAAAGAAAAACAAGCAGUGAUUCCUUUUAGAAAACAAUCGAACAUUUUCACAUA
Brassica rapa (field mustard) is the source of this 4106-nucleotide messenger RNA. RefSeq names its product profilin-3. Gene Ontology annotation, cellular component: cell cortex. The record is from RefSeq and is a predicted model, not a curated record. NCBI's taxonomy places the organism in Eukaryota, Viridiplantae, Streptophyta, Magnoliopsida, Brassicales, Brassicaceae. Gene Ontology annotation, molecular function: actin monomer binding.